AUUUCACCGUGUUUGGGGUUGCAUCGCGUCGCGUAACCGCAUCACAGUCCACAAAAAAGGGAACCCUUGGCCAUAAUAUCGACUAUUACUAACAUGCUAAUCUAGCAUCGCAGAAGUUCACAAAUUGUCCAACGAAAGCGAAACCUAAACCGUCAGUCAACAAAUUGUUGCUUCAGGUGCCGGGCAUAGAAGCGUGGAUCCAUAAAAAAUUGAGCAUAAAUAAUUAAUUUCAAUAAACCCAAAUACAUACAAAAUGUCGCCGUUCAUGGAGAAGACGCUGUUGUUGUUAGGCGUGCUCUGCUGCAUACAAGUUACCACUGCCGUGAUAUGCUAUGACUGCAAUAGCGAGUACGAUCCCCGGUGCGGCGAUCCCUUCGAGCCUUACUCCAUCGGCGAGGUGAACUGCAGCAAAACGGAGCUGAAGGAGCACCUGAAGGACAGGUAUCCGCCCGUUCUGUGCCGCAAAACCGUUCAGAAGAUUUACGGUAAAACCCGGAUCGUACGUGGCUGCGGAUAUAUUCCAGACGAACACACCGAUUCCAAGUGCGUGAGGCGCUCGGGAACCCAUGACGUGGCUGCCAUCUACUGCUCCUGCACCAAGGAUCUGUGCAACGGCGCCAACUCACCUGUUGCCCAAUGGAUGUGGCUGCCCCUCGUCCUCUUCGCCGGAUUGGCGAUCCUGCUGAACUCGAGGCACACAAUACGAUUCCAGAGCUCGUAAAUUGAGCCCGACCUAGCAUUUUACUGAGUUCACUUAUACCUAUCGUUUCUGACUUUGUUUUUAGUGGUUUUUCGAUUCAGAUCUGCAAUUGAUGUUCAUUUAGUUGCAUAAUUUACUUAAAUAUAAUUUAUUUACUUUAAUAAUAAUUUAAUGUGUUCGUAAGCGUAAAAAUGUUAAUAAUAAUAUAAAAAUCAACUUACCUUAUGGGUUCACACACAUUAUAUAAAAUAGCAGAACAAAAAACGAGAAGGUAAACACAUUUUUGGGGGCAGUAAUAAAUCUACAUUUUUAAUCCCUUGUUUCAAAUUAAUUUUGAAUACAGAAAAACUGCCAAUAAAUGUCUCCGCCUAAAAAAAUUGCAACCUUCUUAACCUUAUAACCUAACAGUUCAUAACUCAAGUUACAAAUAAGUCAGAGAAGCAGAAAUUCUUUUCUUGUUCUGUAGCGGUUUUACCAACUUUGCUUGAGACGAGAAGGGUUUCCUUGUUCUUGGCUUAAAGUUUUUGAGUGAAAACUUUACAACGUUUUAUAUACCAUUUUAUUUCCAUUUAAUUUGUGGCAAAUGGGGUAGGGGUAACCUGAGACCUGUUGAAAGUGUUUCUAUAAUGAAUAACAACUCAUUCUAAGGCAACAAGUUUGCCAUAAAUAGAAAUCAGAGCUUCAUUAAGCCAAAAUUAUAUACGUCUAUUUUAUCAUUUCGGCUUUAAACCAGGUUAAUCAUUAUAGUUGCUAUUUUGUAGUCCCAAUACACAAUAUUUUAUGAAUUUUUAUAUAAUUUAAAACAAAAAGUAGAAAAGGGCAAACCUCAAAGGCAAACCCUUCAUGAAACCUAUUAGUGCAAAUUCUAAAGAUCAACAUCUAUCUUUACGGCAAAGAGUUUGCAUUAAUUAAAAUUCAUAACUCAUUUGAAACCGGAAAAUCGUUUUAAUAGAGAUCAAAAUAAGAGAAACGUAUUUAUACGAACUAAAUAAAUUAAAAAAACCUAUCUGCAAAACAAAAGAGAAUCCAUAAAAUACUUAAAAUGAAAGGGGAAAACAAAUUUUGUCCAUUAUAAGCUUCAUAUGAACUAAACCAAUACGUACUAUUCGGCAAUGAUUUCUAUGACAUUUUCGAAGGGCUUUGAAGAAGGUCUGCUGAAAGUGAAGUUGCUAUCGUGGCUGAUAUACAUAAAUCUUCCUAAUAAUUUAGACGGAAAGUGCAUCAACAUUUUGAUUUGUGUCCCCGAUACAAUACUAACACAAACCAAGGUACAGUCAACACAAAGCAUGGCAAGAUAUUUAAAAACAGAAACACUAGCCAACAUAUAAAAACCAGUUACAAACACAUCAUUUUGUGUAGAAAAAAAAAGAAGAUAUAUAUAUACACAUGAAAAAUUGCA
This is a messenger RNA of Drosophila ficusphila, 2099 nucleotides long. RefSeq lists its product as uncharacterized. NCBI's taxonomy places the organism in Eukaryota, Metazoa, Arthropoda, Insecta, Diptera, Drosophilidae. The transcript is spliced from 4 exons. The coding region runs from base 254 to 721 and encodes 155 amino acids. The record is from RefSeq and is a predicted model, not a curated record. Gene Ontology annotation, biological process: positive regulation of voltage-gated potassium channel activity; sleep; regulation of synaptic transmission, cholinergic.